GUCUUCCCCUCCAGAUCGAGUUAUCCUGAGUGGCUGCGACAACUAUUCGAGCGAGCAGGCUCCAUUCACCCUGAUCCUAGGAACGGAGAGAAAAUUAUCAAGCAGGGAAGGAAAGGCUUACAAUCAACUGAAGACAAUUCUCCCAUGCAGACGAAUCAACCUCGUGGAAAACGCUCAAGAAAGAGUAUUUUUCUAGUAGGACAGAAGUUAUCAGUGGAAGACAGUGGAUGGGCAGUUCAGGCGUUAGAUCCGACUUCCAGCCUCCAAGAACCUCUUCCAGAACUGACUCGACGCAAGGAGUCUCGACUGGUUGCCCUAAAUGGACUGGCCUACGUGAUUGGUGGAAUGGUACACUCAGAGCUGUCAACGUCAGUAGUGGAAUUCAACCCCAAGACCGGUAGGUGGCGACGAGUCGCGUCGAAUCUUCUCGCCCGCUGGGCACACGCUGCAGCUGGGUUUGGCUGCGGCAUCAUCUCCUGUGGAGGAUGGAAGGGCAAUACCGCAAUUGCGUUUGCUGAGCUCUUUCUGCCAGCAAAAAACAAGUAA
Molecule: messenger RNA, 546 nt
Organism: Dibothriocephalus latus
Lineage: Eukaryota; Metazoa; Platyhelminthes; Cestoda; Diphyllobothriidea; Diphyllobothriidae
Source: the annotation of a GenBank genome assembly